CAAAGCUGUGUCAGAAUGAAACUGAUCUUCACACCGUUUGCAUCAAAAGACAGCACAUCUGGAGGACAUCAGCUUCAUCUGCAGCUUCAUUCGCGGUUAUGUAGAAACAACAGUAGUAGUCCUCAAGGAUGAGCUUUCUCUUCUUACUGAUUUUCGGAGCAGAUGCACUUCUUCAGUGGAUUUGGGAAUUCAUAUAUGCGGAACGUCAUGUGCUCAUGUCACCCCACUUUAGCGUGUGCGCAGCUUUUGGCACUCACCUCAUCUUCUCUGCUCCCUUCAUGCUUCUGGACGUGUUCAGUCAACACUUGGGAUGUCUCCAUAAGUACAGGAUACGCCGUGAAGUCGUUGGCUUGCAUCAGUGGUUUCAAUGUGCUACUCGAAUUCUAUGGAAAUACGUGGUUGGCGUUUUACCAUUAACUGCGCUGGUUCUGUCGGUUCGGAGCACGCAUUUCCCGGAGACAGCACCUUCUUGUUUCCAUGCCUUUAGGGAAUGUGUAUCGUGCAUGCUCAUAUUCGAUACGCUCUUCUUCUUUUGCCAUUACACCAUUCACAAAAUUCCCUGGCUGUACCACAGCAUCCACCACAUUCACCAUCAGAACAGGAACACUUUUGCUCUGGCAGCUCAAGACUCAAGUAUUUCUGAACUGCUGUCUCUACAAACCCUUGCAUUUAUAAGUGUCAUGCUUGUGGGCUGCCACCCUUUUAGCGAAAUCCUUUUCCAUCUGGUUAACACCUGGAUGGCUGUGGAGGACCACUGUGGAUAUGACUUUCCUUGGGCACUGCAUCGGUUGUUGCCGUGCUUUGGCGGGGCGCCGCACCACCUGGCCCACCAUCAGCACUUUAAAGGGAACUUCGCCCCCUACUUCAGACACUGGGAUUACAUCUUUGGGACCUCAUUGCCCAUUUCAGUAAAUAAGAGAGGCCAUAUAUAGGGUGAAUCCAGGUUAAUCAGGCCAUUACAGGACAGUGAGAAUGAGACUAUUAAAAGUGUCCCAUUGUAUCUGAUUUCACCCUAUAUGAAUUCACAUAUAAUAACCCAGUUUUUGCCAAGAUUUUCAAAAUUUCUUACUGGAUUAAACCCAGUUAAGCCUGGGAACAUCAAGUUAAUUCUGUUUAUAAUAAUCAGUUAGCUUGGAUUCUUGACCUGAUUUUGUACUCAGCCUAAACUGUAUAGAAAUCUUAUGUACACCUUUUCAUGUUGUAUAUUUAUCAAGUGUUUAUUCAAGUUGUUUUGUUAAGGGCUGAUAACAUAACAUUUUUGUUCUUUUACAAAUGUUUCUGUAUACAAAUAUAAUUAUUG
Onychostoma macrolepis is the source of this 1300-nucleotide messenger RNA. It is a transcript of the gene ch25hl3, whose product is annotated as cholesterol 25-hydroxylase like 3. The coding region runs from base 129 to 932 and encodes 267 amino acids. Gene Ontology annotation, molecular function: steroid hydroxylase activity; iron ion binding; C-4 methylsterol oxidase activity. The record is from RefSeq and is a predicted model, not a curated record. Gene Ontology annotation, biological process: sterol biosynthetic process; cholesterol metabolic process. NCBI's taxonomy places the organism in Eukaryota, Metazoa, Chordata, Actinopteri, Cypriniformes, Cyprinidae. The transcript is spliced from 2 exons.